Chlamydomonas reinhardtii is the source of this 2932-nucleotide messenger RNA. RefSeq lists its product as uncharacterized. Lineage: Eukaryota; Viridiplantae; Chlorophyta; Chlorophyceae; Chlamydomonadales; Chlamydomonadaceae. Bases 293 to 2308 code for a protein of 671 amino acids. The record is from RefSeq and is a predicted model, not a curated record. The transcript has 4 exons.
GGGACGUAUGAAAUAUUUCAUGCAUCCAGAACGCACAAAAUCUGAGCGCUUCAGGACAUGCAACUUGGAACUCACUGCUCUAUGCCCGUAGCCAGGUCAGUUGUAAGACAUGAACUGUUAAGUUGCAUAUUUAUUCUAAGAAACUACAAUACUGCACCGAAAGGGCCUCCCGCGGCAAAAUUGGGUCGACCUUCUCACUUCUGUGCCCGCGCUGACAGGAAGCUUCAUGCCAGAACAAUUCACUGUACGCUAUGAUGUACUGCAAAUAACACCUGAGACGUGAUAAGGAGAAAUGGACGCGGUGGAACUUGCAGCAGGCCUCCGGGCGGCACGGAACGCCUUGCUUGGCGGCGAUGAUGAUGAUGACGGCCCCAACACCAACGGUCCUGGCAUGGCCUCCUGCCACAGCGGCCCCCGCAGUGCAGCUCCCGCCGGCCCCAGCAGCCGCUCCAAAGAGCUCCUGGCGCGGCUGCUAGCCCCCGUGGCCGCAGCCGCCGCGCCCUCCGCCGGCCUGGCCGUGCCCACGCUGCGCGCGCUGUGCCUGGGCCUGCUGGGCUCCCACGUGGAGCACCUGGCCGGCACGGAGGACAUGGGGCCGCACCUGGCGCUGCUGCCGCCCGACGUCAAGGCGUGCAUGCUGUGCGUGGCGCGCCGCCGUGGCGUGCUGAGCAACCGGAUCCUGCUGGGCCUGGUGGAUCCCGGCUGGGCGGUUUUGGAUCUGGCGGGCGCGGCCGCGCUGAGCGAGCGGGCGGUGCGGCGGGCGCUGCUGCGCUGCGGGCGCCAGGCGCUGAGGGCGCUGGACCUGUCGGGUGCGGGCGGCGGCGGCGGCGGCGGCGGAGCUGGGGGCACAGGAGGGGUGGAUGGGGUGGAGGGGAAAGCAGGUGCAUCGGCAGGGGCCUUGGGAGCAGGGGCAGCAGCAGGGGCAGCAGGCGCAGGUGCAGGUGAGGGCCAUGUGGGUCUGGGGCCGGAGCUGCUACGUGACCUGCCGCAGCUGGCGCCGGGGCUGGAGGUGUUGGUGCUGGGCGGCGGCGGCAGGCGGCAGCAGGAGGUGCUGCUGCAGGUGCUGCCCGACAUCCUGCCGCACGUGGUGCUGCGGCGGCACAGCCAGGACGGCGGCGGCGGCGGCGACCAGGUGGCGGACAGCUGGGAGGAUGUGGUGGUGGAGGCAGAGCCCACGUCACACCACCAGCACCACCAAAACUCACAGCAGCAGUCGCAUACAGCAGCAGCAGCAGCAGCACAGCAGCCCACGCGGGUGCAGCUGCUCGACCCCGGGGAGCUGCGGGGGCUGCAGCGGCUGCGGCUGCUGGUGUGGCGUGGCGGCGGCGCCAGCCUGGCCGCACACAUCGUGCGCACCGUCAGCCCCCGCGUGGAGCUGGUGGAAGAGCUGCCCCCGCUACUGCCACUGCUACUGCCGCAGCAGCAGCUACUGCUGUACCAGCAGCAGCUGCAACAGCUGCUACUGCCGGACGGGGGCGGAUGCAGUGGCGGUGGGCGGGCUGGCGGGGUGAGCCCGGACGCGCGAUGGCGGGAAGGCAGUGGUGGUGGUGGCGGCGGCGGGGGCGGCGGCUCGUUGGUGCCGGGUGGCGGCGUCAGCAGGGGCGGCAUCAGCAGCGGCGGGAUCAACGUGAUACGCGCGAGCACGGCGGUGGGGAGAGCUCCGGUGACGGUGGGCGGGAAGCCCUCGGCCGUGGCGGGGCCGAGCGGAGGCGCCGGCCGCUACACCGCGCCCCACUUGCGGAAGAGGCAGGAACCGCGGCAGGCGUCCCAGCCGCAGAAGGAGGAAGUGGCCGCCGCAGGGGAACACCCGGCCGCAGGGGAGCACCCGGCCACAGAGGAGCAAGCACACGUUGCAGGGGAGUCGGAGGAAGGCGGCGCCGGUGCUGGCGGCGGUGAAGUCGUGGGUGCCGGGGCCGCACCUCUCCCUGCGGAGCCUCCCAGCACGACCGCAGCCAUUGCGGCGGCCCCAGCCCGCCCCCAGCCGCCCCAACCGCCACAACGAACACAACCUCAACCGUUGCAGCCGCCACAACCUCCCCAACUGCCGCCGCACCUGGAUGACUGCCUGGCGGCGCUGGUGGCCCCCAGCGCCUGGGCGGGCGGCGGCUGUGGCGGGCCGGGUCGGGGCGGCGCUCGGGAGGCGGAGUGGGAGCGGCUGCACAUCGCGGAGAAAUUCAGGCUGGCGUAUGUGCAGCAGGACGAGCGGCUGCGGGCCAAGGCGCGGCGCGAGGCGGCCCUGGCGGAGCGGCAGGAGCUGCGGGCCAGCGGCGUGGCGCGGGCGCUGGCGCAGUGGCUGGACGCCGAGUAAUGCCUGGUGCGGCAAUGCACCUGGUGGUGACGGCCAGAUUGUGUGUGUGUGUGUGUGUGUGUGUGUGUGUGUGUGUGUGUGUGUGUGUGUGUGUGUGUGUGUGUGUGUGUGUGUGUGUGUUUGAGAGUGUGAGUGUGUGUGCGUGCUGGAGUGGAAGGAAUGAGUGCACUUUGUGAUGCGUAACGUGCGUGCGGUGAACAUUGGAACAAUGACUGUGCAGGAACUUUCACGAGGCAAACUUGCGUUCUAGCUUACAUACAUGGCUAGCCAAAAAAUGAACGCGUCUGGGUGAGGGCGAGAGCUGGUGCACCAUGCACACAUAUACCGUACGUGUGUCAGAAAGUAGAAAGAAGCAACGCGGAAACAGGACAUGUUUGUCUGCGUGCGUGUCUGUUGAAAGGAAACGACAAGCGUGCGCCCGCGGUGUGUGCAAGUGUGUGGUACGAAUGACUGCAUGGUGGCAGGAUGCCGAGUGAUGCACGUACGGCAGUGGCGCAGUGGUAGUGACGGUAAUUGCGGCAGUGUGGCAGUGGCAGUGGUGGUGUUCUCUGGAGUAUUGGGGUGUCAAGCGCGUCCGUUGCUGCACCAACGCUCCCCCGCCGUCUCCCACACGCCUCGUGCCUC